Molecule: messenger RNA, 894 nt
Organism: Saccostrea echinata
Lineage: Eukaryota; Metazoa; Mollusca; Bivalvia; Ostreida; Ostreidae
Exons: 5
Coding region: 91-588 (165 amino acids)
Source: RefSeq, a predicted model, not a curated record
UACAAGUGGUCAAUAGUGUCUAAUGUUGAUGCUUACAUCUGUUGUAUGCAUGUAGGUAUAUUCCAAAUAUAGAUUCUGAGAGACGAUAGAAUGAGUUUGGUGAACUGGAUGUCAGUCCUCGUGGUUUCUCAGACAGCUUUCUGUAUUGAACAACCAUACAGACUUGUUGAGAAUACUACAUGUUUGGAGAUAAAUAGUCAAGAUCGUUUGUCAUGUGGAAACAAUGGAGAUUAUCACUGCCUCCUGGAUGAGAAUUACUUUAAUGAGUAUGAGGUGUGCAGGGGAUGGAAGUGGAUUCCAACAGGAAAAUGUGCAUAUUUUAAUACUUAUGGAAGAGGAAAUGUUGACGAAAGAGAUUGUGAUCCUGUACCAGGGUUGACAUGUGCAUCAGCUCAGUAUAGUUCUACAGAUAAUACUCAAAAUAGUGCUUGUUACGUGAAGAAAGAAAUCACAACACAAAUAAGUACAAACAUAAAAGGGGAUGGUACUUCUGGAGGGAUGAGCGUCUGUUUAGCAAAUAACCAUGAAAGAGAGAUGCUUCUCCUGAUGUUUUCAUAUAUUUUCUUGCAACAUUUUAUCAACCGGUGAACCACAGGGAAAUAAAAGCUAUUAAAAGACGAUGGAAGUAAAACAAAAUCGACAAUGGUUUUUAUUAUCAUCAAGUAAUUCGUAUCAGCAAAUUUUUCACUACGUCAAAGUCUGCAGGUACUUGUUAUGUAGUACUAUGUAUAUUAAUGUAUCUACAUGUACAACUUCAUUGCCUUCAAUAGAUAUAUAUAUAUAUAUAUAUAAAACUUUGUCAUACAAUUGAAAUGAGGCAUGGUCUGAAAAUAAUUUAGUGCAACAGCUUCAGGCUUCAAGACGUGAUGGAAUUAAUUUUUUCAGAUUUUUACU